Molecule: messenger RNA, 7888 nt
Organism: Girardinichthys multiradiatus
Lineage: Eukaryota; Metazoa; Chordata; Actinopteri; Cyprinodontiformes; Goodeidae
Product: zinc finger protein 292-like
Exons: 8
Coding region: 345-7451 (2368 amino acids)
Biological process (GO): regulation of transcription by RNA polymerase II
Cellular component (GO): nucleus
Molecular function (GO): DNA binding; DNA-binding transcription factor activity, RNA polymerase II-specific
Source: RefSeq, a predicted model, not a curated record
GGCAAUAUGUGCUAGUGCCACAUGUAAAAAAAAACAAUGAAUAAAUACUUAUCCUCGUCCAAAGUUUUUAAAAUUGCAGCUAUUGGUUCAUGUUAUUGUUCUUGCUCAUUUAUAUUUGUUUUAGGUGAAGAACAUAUGUGGCAGAGGUGGGCCCCCAAAUCGACUGUGUUCAGAGCCUCCUUGGUCGUUGGAUCCGCCGCUGCCUGGAUGCUUUCCUGACAUCAGGGGUCUCUUUCUGGAGGAGCCCUCCAUGAGCUCUCCCUUCCCCCCUUCUUGCGUGCGCGUGCGUGUGCAGGGUCUGGCAGCGUAACAUCUGUGCGUACGCGGUCGUGAUUGUUGUGAAGAUGGCGGAGGGGGAGACAGAAAAGGAAUAUGAUACACGGAAAGCCAACGAGGAGCUCCGAGAGCGCUUCCAGGCUCUGACCGCGGCUUUAAAAGAAAGUCCGCAGCCUCCGCUGGAAGCCUCCCUGCACUUCUGCCAGGAGUUCUGCCAGGUCCUGGUAGAACAUGCUGGUCGUUGGAAAACUGAUGAAGACCCGCUGCCUUUGCUGGAGGUUUACACUGUGGCCAUCCUCAGCUUUGCAAAGGCUGCUUCCUGUCUCUCCUCCGAUUGUGAAAACGUGCCACUCCUACUUGAAAAGUUAGCAUUGAGCUGUGCGGAGCUGCUGCUUUCAGUGCCCCAGCAUGUCCCUGGUGCCUUAUGGGAGGAGUUUCAGUCCUCCGUGAAGUUGGCACACAGCCUUUUGCAAGAAAGUGGGAGCACACAGCUCCGUCAGCUCUCAGUCCUGGCACAGCAGGACGGCGUAUGGGCCAACACCACAUUAAGCAGCAUCCUGUCCAAUCAAAUUCCUCGGGCUGAACAAGUGCACGAGUAUCUUGAAUCUGAAGGUCCCACUCUUCUCAACAUGCGAAUCAAGCACCUUAUCAAAGUGGACGGCAUUGACAAAGCGGCUGUCCUUGCAAAGAUUUGCUCAGAGUAUCCAGGGUAUGAAGGAAAAGGCAACUUCAAACAGACCUACUUGGUUUGCAUCUGCAUGAUAAAAAGCCAGGAGCAGCUGAUGGAAGAGAUUUCAUCGAUAGAUUGCAAAGAUGCUCUUGAAAUGAUCUGCAACCUGGAGUCAGAGGGAGACGAGAAAGCAGCUCUGUGUUUGUGUACUGCUUUUCUGAAGCGACAGCUCCUCCAAGGAGAUGUUUACUGUGCCUGGGAACUGACGUUGUUCUGGAGUAAACUUCUUAUGCGGCUGGAGGCGUCCGCUGAUUCGUUUCUCGGCCACAGCAAAGAGAUGGCCCUCCUGUGCGGAAAUGUCUGCCACAUUCUGUUUCUCAUCAAAGUUAUCCAAAAUGAGGUUGGAGAGGUGGGUCUUCCAGUAUGCGUGGAAAUGUGUAUUCAAGCUCUAAAAAUGACCUCCAGUGAUCACAAAGAAAGCAAGUCUACCAUCUGUAAGACCAUUUCCUGCCUCCUCCCAAUUGAUCUGGAGGUCAAACGAGCAUGCCAGCUGACUGAGUUCCUCCUGCAGCCGACCGUUGACUCGUAUUACGCAGUGGAGUCGCUGUACAACGAACCCGACCAGAAGCCGGAGGAGGACAGGAGACUGCCGGUGCCGAAUUCUUUACGCUGCGAGUUACUGCUGGCCUUGAAGACACAGUGGCCUUUUGAUCCGGAGUUCUGGGACUGGAAAACACUGAAACGCAACUGCUUGGCCUUGAUGGGUGAGGAGGCAGCUAUUGUCUCAUCUAUUGAUACACUCAAUGACACGGAUGAACAGGAGAUGGAAAGUGCACUUGGCAAACUCCCCGAAUACAAAGAUCUGGAGGAUUUUUUGCUCACCACUACAAAUGAACUCAAUGAAAUUACUGAUGAAAAAGAAAAGAACAGAGAGGCUAAAAAGCUUCGGGAGCAAGGGUUCGUCUCUGCUCGCUUCAGAAACUGGCGGGCCUACAUGCAGUAUUGUGUUCUGUGUGACAAGGAGUUCUUGGGCCACAGAAUUGUUCGGCACGCCCAAAAGCAUUUUAAAGAUGGAGUGUAUCUUUGUCCAAUUUGUGCAGACAGUUUUGAAAGUAGGGAGGUGUUAGAACCACAUGUAGCAUCACAUGUAAAACAAUCGUGCAAAGAGAGACUGGCAGCGAUGAAAGCUGCAAGGAAGGUAACCAAACCACCUCAGUCGCCUAAAAGUCCGUCAAAAAUGGUGAAGGUCCCAGCCAAGACGAGCAUGAGUCCUGUUAAAAUCAACCCUCAAAUUGGCAGCAUUUCUGCAUCUUCUCUGAAGAUGGAGCAACCUGCAGCUGACACUCAGAUCAGUCAAGACUGUUACUGUCCCGUGACAAACUGCACAAAGGCUUUCAAGUUCUUUCGCAACCUAAUGGCUCACGUCAGAUCUCACAAGGAUGACGAGGAGGCCAUGAGGUUUUUAGAAAUACAGAAACAGAAAGUGGUGUGCCAGUACUGCAGGAGGCAGUUUGUAAAUGUCAGACACCUUAACGACCAUCUGCAGAUGCAUUGUGGCACCAAACCAUACAUAUGCAUACAGCUGGACUGCAAGGCCAACUUUAAUUCCAACUCUGAGCUUCUGAUGCACAGAAAAACGCACCCUGAAUUCAAAGCCCAGUGCAUGUUCCCAAACUGUGGCCAGGUUUUCAGCGAGGCCUACCUGUUAUAUGAUCAUGAAGCUCAGCAUUACCUCACCUACACCUGCCAAACGGAUAACUGUGGUAAGAUAUUUUACUCACAGUCUGAAUUUCUGUCUCACCAGGAGCAUCAUAGAACAAAUGAUGCAGUAAACAGUUUUGUUGUUAUAAAUCAAAACCCUGCUGUCCCUGCAAAGGCUGAUCUUCCACCUGAGAGCACUUUGAUUAAUGAAGACGCAUGCCCUGCUGGUUUUGGUUUGGACAGGAAUAACAGAGAUGCAUUUAUGCAAGAAGUCUCAAAGGCAAAUGCAUCAUUGUGCAGAUCACCAGACGUUGCUAAAGAACCUGUGACCAUGAAAGUGAAACAUUCUAUUGAAAACAUGCUGAAUUCAAUGGCAGGUCCUGGGAUGAAAGGACCAGAAAAAUGCUACACUCCACUGACUAACCCCGCUGCAGCACCUGCUGAUGCAACUCUACCACCAGAUGUGCCGCAUGCGCACCAUAAUGUGACCAGGCAAGGCGAUGUUCUUCCAGUGUAUCCUGUUCCCUGUGCAACCAAUCCUGUAGCAGCUCCACAAGACCACCUGCAUAAGGAGGUAUCAUGCAACGACUUUCAGAAAAUGGUCCCGCAAAUCAUCUCUCCGAAGCAAAUCAAGACAGAAAUUCCUGGUUCCAUGCAAGGAUAUCCCUCCAACAGUCCUGCUGUUCCUGCAGGAAACGGGGAGAACUUGCACUGCUGCCCAAAUAAUGAGUGUUCAAGGGCAUACAGUACAAACAAGAGUCUGUCCAGGCAUGUUAAGAAGCAGCAUCCUGAAAUAUUUGAAGAUUGGAAACUGGCAAAGAAAUAUAACAAAGUAGCCAAAAUCACAGCAAAAAAGGGGAACAAGCAGUCCAACCCGCCAGCGAUACUAUGCAACAAACCAGUGGUGCAGCAGAUGGAUUAUCCAAUGGGAUGCUCAGCCUCACCCUCUCAGUGUUAUACUGGAUCAGUUGAGCCUGUGCCUAUAACUCCAAUGGUCAAUCCCUCAUUGUACCCCUCUUGGGGGUGCCAUAACAAUCCCAAUGCAAUGAUGCAGUCAGACAUGUCCCAGCCAUGGUCUCCUCCAAUGAAUAACUGCUACCCUGAUAGCUUCAGUAUGAAUGAGUAUUCCUCCCGCAGCUAUCCUCCCUGGCAGGCAGACCCCUAUCACAACCCCCUGCCUCACCCUUCUGACCGAGAUCCUUCAAUGGCAGCUAUACACGGUUCCACUAUGUCGCCUGCUCCUUCAGAGUCCACUCUCAUGUCUCAGUAUGUCUCCAGCUCUCUGAUGCUUGACAAUGGUGGACACAUGCAUAAUGGAGGACAUCAGUAUGGACUGAUGCACACUGAUGGUACUGGAGACCAUCCCGACGAGAGGAAAAGCAGUGGAAGUAUGAUCGGACACCUGGAGAACGGAAACAGUCUCUCCACCAUUGACACCCUUCCUGAUGGAAGUUAUCACACUCCUUAUGCUCCGAGUGAAAACUCUUGUCUCACUCAGAGCUCUUCCAUUGACAUUCCCAUGAAAAGCAUGAGCCCGGAGGCUCAAGUUGCUUUAAAGGAUUCCAACGAAAUCAGUAAAACAGAGAACAUGUCAAACCCGGGUUACGACAACACUGUCGAUGGCGUGAUCAGUCCUCAGCGCGCCAUUCACAACGAUUUCCCUUACGAAGAGGAGUGCCCUGAUGCCGACUGCCAGGCUAACCCUUCAGAUGAGAAGGGCAGUGACCCGGACACCCUAAAAGGAAAACGCAGCCGGCUGAGCAAGCGCACCAAGUGGCCUGCAAUUAUCAAGGAUGGGAAAGUUAUAUGCAGGAGGUGUUUCAGAGAGUUCACAAGCACCAAAUCUCUUGGUGGUCAUCUCUCGAAGCGCUCACAGUGCAAACCUCUGGAUGAAAUUGACCUGACAGCAGACCUUCCUACGUCGUUUCUGGAUUUUCUCAAUGAUCCUCAUGUCCCUGAUACUAAUGGCUCGGGGUACAACGUGCCAAACGGCGAUUUCUCAGAUGGAUCUUGCAACCUCACCACUCUGACUUCACCUGUGAUGCUAAAGCAGGAGCCUCAGAAUACAAACAUAAUGGAUGAUUCAAAUUCCUUCCCAGUUUGCCCUGAAAAUCAGCAGGAGAAACCAGCAGAGACAGCUAAUCCCCCAAAUGUCGGGCCUUAUCGGGAGGAUAAUCUGAUGGAAAUUUCCAGCGCCUUUCAAAGGAUGGAUUUGAUUGAGGCGGCACAGGAGAAGAUGCGAAACGCUCUGGCCUUAGAGAAAAAGGAAAAGACCUCUGAGGUAGAAAAAAGUAAAAGUAAAAUACAAAGUAAAAGUAAAAGUGACGAGAAGCUCAGUGAAAAGGUACCUAAACCUUUUAAAUGUGACCAGGAUGACUGUGAGUUCUCAUUCAUGACGAAGGAAGCCUUAUUCAAACACUUGAGUAAAAUGCAUGAUUUUUCUAAAGAGAUGAUUGAAGAACUGAAAAGAACCCCAUCCAAACUGUCUCCAUAUCCUUGUCAGAUCUGCCCAAAAACAUUUACAAGAACAACAGGCCUGAGAAUUCACUACGAGAAAGUUCACCGACUGUCAAAGGCAGAAAUGCAGAAGUUAAAAAUCAGUGCUCGAAAUCGGCGUGCCUUCAGACUUAACAAAGAUGGUGUGUUUUAUAGUCCACCAAACAGUGAGCACAACACCAAUCCGCCUGCAGGAUCUGCACCUGUAAUGCCUACUUUAAAACAAGAACCACUUGACGUUGCGAUAGCACCUCAACCAGAUGAUGCAAAUCCUCCAGAAGUUACUGAAAUCACUCCAGGAGAUGCAGUGAAACAGAUCUCGACACCUGAGAUAUUAACUGUUACACGGCUGCCAUCACCCCAAGACUAUCUGGCUGAAAGACCGCUUGGGGGGGUGGUACCGUCAGCUCCUAAAUUAACUCCAGAGCGUCCUAAAGCGGCUGUCGUACACAAGAGUCCAAAAAAGAAAGUGAAUUCCAGUGUGAAACAGAAACUGGGUCCUGUAACCAAAGCAAAUGUGCAGCAAGAAAAAUCAGAGGUGUGUCAGAAUAUAAUACCAGAACCAAAGUCCUCCACUGCAUCUGCCUGCCCUUCCCCAGAGAAGCCAAGCAGCUCCAAAAGCACACCAACAAAGGAGGAAAGGAAGGAGAAAUUUCCAAAAAACUUGAGCCUCAAAUUGUGUGAGACUGACAAUGCCUUCAGUCCCUACAGACCGUAUCGGUGCGUUCAUGAAGGAUGCACUGCAGCGUUCACCAUCCAGCAGAAUCUGAUUCUCCAUUACAGGGCCAUGCAUCAGGCAUCGCUUCCUCCCAACAAAGUCGAGCCUGAGGCCGAGAAAAUUGUCCUGGAGGUUGAACCGGAGAUCAAUCCGGGCAUAGGAAAAGACGAUGAAGUCAGGUGUCAGGUGAGAAACUGCUCCAGGGUGUUCAUGGGAAUCACAAGGUUAGUGCAACAUUACCUCUUGCUUCACAAGUUCACCUGCGAUAAAGCCACUUCCAUGAUGGCCAGCAUGGCCUUAGGAUCGUUCAACUGUGAUCGGCCUGAAUGUGCCCUCCCCUUCGACUCCGUGGAGAAGUACAUCGAGCACAUCAAGAACUACCACAAAGAGAUCGCCAUUUCCGAGAGAGGCUCAGUUGAUCCGACAUUCCGGUGCGAGUAUAACGGAUGCGACCGUGUGUACACUACAAAAUCCAAUCUGCUCCGUCACCUGAUCAAAAAGCACGACUAUGUCUAUGAUCCCAAAGCAACUGAUGGGAGACGGACUAAAUCGAUCGGGCUCUUUCCAGGGAUUAACAAUGGAAAAGAAAACAUAGAAAGCAAAAUCAAAGUGAAAAAGAAGAACACUAAAAAGAAAGAUGGGAAGGCCAUCGAACACUGGACCAGUUUUGGUAAGCCUACACUAAAAUCUCAUGAAGAGGCGUCUGCCAUGUGCACCAAAAAGUCCGCCCUACAGUACCCGUGCAUGAUCAUAGGGUGCGAUGCAGUGGAGCGGGCUGAAAGGAGUAUAUUUAGGCAUUACGCAACUCAUGGCCUGACAGAGAGAUACAUCGAAGAUCAGAGGAGUCAGUUCAUUUUCUGCAAAAAGUAUUCACGCUCCAGAUUCAAAGAUGCAGGCAAGUCAGAAGGUGCAUCAAGUUCCUCUGAGACAGAGCCAGAUGAAGGGGAAAAGCAGAGUGAGCAAAUGCUUAGUGAGCAGAAAACCGAGGAGGUGGUGCUGGAGAAAGUACCCCAAGAAGAAAACAAGGUGUCCUCUUACAAUAUUGCAGAAUCUCAAGCUUCCAAGGUGACAGAAGGAGGCGUUAAAAGAGGGCGUCCCAGGAAACCUCCGCAUCCCACACCAGCUUGUCCACAGAGAAUGCAAACCCUUAGAAACCGCUUGACUGUUAACAGUUCAACAGAGAACUCAAAUCCUGGGAUCCCAACACCCCAGGAGCAACAGGAUGAUGAGGCUACUCUGGGGUCCUUUAAGCCUUUAGGGCUAGAGGAUUCAUUCCUCAAGUUUUUGGAGACCUCAGACACAACAAACGCUUCUAAACGCAAACUAAAUGAGAAAUCCAAUGCAGAAGUGCCCCCCAAACGAAAACAAACUCACAAACGGAAAGCUGCAAUUAAAAGCAAAAAGGCUCUUGAACUCAAAAACCCCAGCAAUGUCGUACACUUCAGAAAUCCUCUAAAUCUUAAAUCUGUGAGUAAUGUAAAAAUUGUUAUGGAUAAAACAUUUUCAGAUGGCGCAGAUUCUGUGCUUAAGCAGUUACAAUAUAUGAAGCCAAUGGUUAUUAUUAAGAAGUGGCUUUACAGCAGAUCAUAGCCCAGUGUUUUGUUUCUAACUCAGUAUUACUCAGGAUUUGAGAUGUUAUGCUGCAGAAUGGUUUGUUUCAUAAAGCAUCAGAUUUCCAACUGUUAACAGUCAUUACCACAGGUGACGAUGAAAUGGCCUAUUUUAUACUUCAUUAAAUAAUGUCUCGGAUGAUUUUAAGUAUGUAUGUUAGUUAUAAUAACCAGGUAAUCUAUAGGGCAUAGAUUUUAGAAACAUGUUUGUAUUUAUGCUUAGUACUGACGAUGUUUUGUUCUGUUUUUUUUUUUGCUAAAUGGACACUUAAAGAAAACUAUGUUUUUAAUAUAUCCCUAUGGGAUUUCAAGUUCUGUUUGUAUUUAUUUCAUCCUUUUUCAACACUAGUAGACCUAUCUGUAAUAUUUACAUGUCUUCCACAAAGUGUUCAAUAAAAUGUUACUGUUUUUUUUUUG